This is a messenger RNA of Plasmopara halstedii, 309 nucleotides long. RefSeq lists its product as uncharacterized. Bases 1 to 309 code for a protein of 102 amino acids. The transcript is spliced from 2 exons. NCBI's taxonomy places the organism in Eukaryota, Oomycota, Peronosporomycetes, Peronosporales, Peronosporaceae. The record is from RefSeq and is a predicted model, not a curated record.
AUGUUCCCAUUACACCCAGUACACAUAUUGGGUGCGACACUUGUCGGCAUUCCCGUCGGCGUUCAGUCCUCGAGCCAUCCUAAGCGUUGGAGAAAAGGGUGUUCUGUGUACAAUGCUUUACGAGGUGCGUGUAUCAAAAGGACGAGUACCGACAAGAAGUGCAAGGCUUAUGGCCGCCAACCACAUGUUACUGCACAAAGCAGCAUUGCUCGUUAUCCCAAUCCGGAAGUUCAUGGAGAGUCCUCAAUUGGGCAAUGCGACGAUGCGUCGAUCGCGAUCUGGACAGUUGAGCGCGUAGCCCAUACAUGA